Molecule: messenger RNA, 387 nt
Organism: Diabrotica balteata
Lineage: Eukaryota; Metazoa; Arthropoda; Insecta; Coleoptera; Chrysomelidae
Source: the annotation of a GenBank genome assembly
AUGAACACACCCCCAACUAAAGGUCUGCUGGACCCAAGAGCCAUGAUGGACUUUUUUCACGGAAGAAGGAGAUACGGGAUAGAUAUGCGGAUGAGCUCGGUUCAUUUCCAGCAGCAUUCUCCGCCAUAUUAUCGGCAGUCCAGUGAUGAGUACAUCAAACCAUCUGAAAGUCCAUCUUGCAAACGCAGACGUUUGUCCCGCUCCGAUCAUCAUAUCGACUUGAAUGUACAGCCUCCUUCACCACCUCGCAGGUCUCCCCGGCAGCAUCCUCCAUCCACUUCGCAUCUGCCAAUGCAGGUCCCAGUGACAAUUCCAAUGAACCACGAAGCAGUUUGGAGCUACACCACAACCUGUCCUCAAAACACCACAACACUGUCGUUUACAUAA